AUCAUCAUAAUAACCUAAUUGGGCAAUACCUCUAAUGUGAGACAUUGUUUCUGCACUGUAAAAACAUUUAUAGGCUACUCUCAUAACAGUGCGUGCACCCUCCCUUCUCUCUGUCCCUCUUGACUUGGUGACAGACCUAAAAGCCUUUUGUUGCAAUCUUAGCCAAUGGAGACGGAUUACGACACCGGGCAGCUGAGAUAUAUAAAGAGCCCCUUUUUGACCGCACUUGCACAUUUUUCAGUGACACAUCUGAACAUUCACAUACCUAAAUGGACUAAAUUGUACAGAAGACCCCCAAACAACCACUAUACUACACGUGAGCGGGCGAUGCAUUCAUCAAACAGAUAAUUAGUUCACCUUCAAUCCAAUCAGCCUGUACCGAGACACACUGGAACGUACUUUUUUCCUUUUUUUUUGAAAAUUUAUUGCAACAUCUGCAGAAAGCAACUUCGGGGUGAUCGUAUUGGAUUAGAUGCAUGUCACUGAUUCCCUGCCUUUUGUAGGAUAAGGCAAGGAGCGGCGCAAAUCCGAGACGGGGGAUAUAACGGGAUAAAGCGAGUGAAAGGACAAGAAAAACAAGGAAAAAAGUUACACCGCCCGGUAUCCGCGCAUCGUCAUGCCGAGGUACAACUUCUUGCUGUGCUUGAUGGUGCUCAUCUCCCUGGGACAGUCGGGGAGCGAUGAGCCCAAUCUACUGCUGCCUUCUGCCAGCGAGACGCCCACGGAUGCCGGGCUGUCCCUGCUGGACGAGGACGCCGGUUCUCACGAGUGCUCCGCCUGUGUUUGGAGGGAGCAGAGCAAAGUGCUGAGACUUGAGACCAUUAAGUCCCAGAUCCUGAGCAAGCUGCGUCUGAAACAGGCGCCCAACAUCAGUCGGGAGGUGGUCAAUCAGCUGCUGCCCAAGGCGCCUCCGCUCCAGCAGCUCCUGGACCAUCACGACUUCCAGGGAGACGCGUCGUCCCAGGAUGAGUUCAUGGAGGAGGAUGAGUACCACGCCACCACGGAGUCCGUGAUCACCAUGGCCUCUGAGCCGGAGCCCCUGGUGCAGUUCAACGGCAAGCCGAGCUGUUGCUUCUUCAAGUUCAGCCCCAAACUGAUGUUUACCAAGGUGAUAAAGGCCCAGCUGUGGGUGUACCUGCGACCGCUGCAGCAGACCUCCACCGUCUACCUGCAGAUCCUGCGGCUAAAGCCUGUCACAGAGCAGGGCAGCCGCCACAUCCGCAUCCGCUCCCUCAAGAUAGAACUCAACUCCAGGGUCGGCCACUGGCAGAGUAUUGACUUUAAGCAUGUGCUGCAGAACUGGUUCAAACAGCCCCACACCAACUGGGGAAUCGACAUCAACGCCUUUGAUGAGAGCGGCAAUGACCUGGCAGUUACCUCGCUGCGACCCGGGGAGGAGGGGCUGCAGCCGUUCCUGGAAGUGAAAGUUCUUGAGACGACCAAACGCUCUCGGAGAAACCUUGGCCUCGACUGUGAUGAGCACUCCACCGAAUCUCGCUGCUGUCGCUAUCCUCUGACUGUGGAUUUUGAGGCGUUUGGCUGGGACUGGAUCAUUGCCCCCAAACGCUACAAAGCCAACUAUUGCUCUGGCCAGUGCGAGUACAUGUUCAUGCAGAAAUACCCGCACACCCACCUGGUACAACAUGCCAACCCCAGAGGCUCCGCGGGGCCCUGCUGUACCCCGACCAAGAUGUCUCCCAUUAACAUGCUCUACUUCAAUGACAAGCAACAGAUAAUUCACGGCAAAAUCCCAGGGAUGGUGGUGGAUAGAUGUGGUUGCUCUUAGGCUGCAGGGAAGACGCACGCUUGUGUACAGCCACCAUCGCAUCAAACCACCCAAAACCCUUAUGGAGCUCUUCCCUGACACCAGAACCCACUUUUCAGCACCAGAUUUAACUUUUGCUCAGACACAAAAAUCAUCCCAAUGGGUUUUCAUUUUUUCAAGUAAUUAAAUUUAUUCUAACAGUAAAAACAAAAGAGAAAACAAAACAAAACAAAUACAGUUAUAAAUGAAAAAGACUGAGCUAUGGAAAUACAGUACAUAAUGAAUAAUUUAAAGUUGUUCUUAAGGUUGUCUUUGUGAAGCAGCUUCAGAAAUUGGUAAAAGAGACAAAACUAUGUUAUAGAUUAUGUUACGAGUAAGUUUUGUGUAAGUUUUUUUUUUUUUAUAGAGCAUCUUUGUCAAAUGUCCAGGUUAGUGGAUUGAGAUAACAGGAGACAUCAGCAUUUACAAUAUUUUAAAGCAAUUCCAGUCCUAAGGUGAGUUUGGAAAUACUUGAUUUCACAAAUACACUUACUUACGGUUAAGAGUUUAUCCACAAAAAAUGUUUGCAAGGGGGCAUGAUCAGAAUUAUUUUGCAAUCCAUUACUUUAACAAAAAUAACCAAAUCCAUGCUAGUGUGAGGAGGGUUCACCAUUAGAAAUACUCUUAGUAUACAUCUAAAAUCUUGUUUACAGAUGUUUAGAGAUAUGCUCUAGAGAUGUAAAGGGUUGAGGAGAUCCAAAACUAAACCUAUACCCUCUAUUCAUGUAUAACACCCCAGUGUGACAUUCUCGAGUAUCUACAAAACCUUUCACAGUUACUUUGAUCUUUUUUAUUUGUAGUCUUGUAAAACUCGGAAAGGGAGAGAAAAGGUUAUACUAUUUUAACUCCUUCUAUUUCAACUUUGAAAUCAGAUGUAAAAAAGCCAGUAUAGCUAUUUCUCUCAUUCUGCAAAAGUAAAUAAGACAUAUUUAGGAUUCACUUCCACACUAAGUCCAAAAACUAAGAACUGUAAUGUAGAUCUCUCAAGUCAUUCAGCACUGUCUGGGAGAGGAGGAGGAGCAGGAUCUUGCAGGAUCACAAGAACCCGAGACAUUUUCUUUCUUCUACAUGACAAAAGGAAAAUACACUUUAACGCCUUCAACUUUUGCAUGAAAUGUUUAAAACUGAGACGUAAAUGCACUGUUUCAUAACUUGAACAGGCCUGGGACUGAGCAUGUAAUGAAAAACGGAAAGUAAAAUCCUGAGAUAAAACACACAAGGGUGACAGUAAUGCUCAAAUGUUCACAAUGCUGUGAAUUAUUGAGCUGAAAAAAGCACAAAACAGCAUUAAACUAUUAUGACUAGAGGUUUACACACUUAUACUUCCAGCAGUGUUUGCAUCCAUGUUAAAA
Molecule: messenger RNA, 3156 nt
Organism: Etheostoma cragini (Arkansas darter)
Lineage: Eukaryota; Metazoa; Chordata; Actinopteri; Perciformes; Percidae
Gene: gdf11
Product: growth differentiation factor 11
Exons: 3
Coding region: 617-1786 (389 amino acids)
Biological process (GO): SMAD protein signal transduction
Cellular component (GO): extracellular region
Molecular function (GO): cytokine activity; growth factor activity
Source: RefSeq, a predicted model, not a curated record